Molecule: messenger RNA, 2946 nt
Organism: Engraulis encrasicolus (European anchovy)
Lineage: Eukaryota; Metazoa; Chordata; Actinopteri; Clupeiformes; Engraulidae
Gene: znf385d
Product: zinc finger protein 385D
Exons: 8
Coding region: 679-2208 (509 amino acids)
Cellular component (GO): nucleus
Molecular function (GO): zinc ion binding; nucleic acid binding
Source: RefSeq, a predicted model, not a curated record
CUCUCGCUGACUGGGGCCAGCAACACACUCACUAUUGGAGAACAGGGAAGCAGAACAGAGAAGCAAGAGUCGAUAUACAGGAGAGGGGAAAAAGAAAUCACUGACCGUAAGCAAGCAAAGACAGAGAGAGAGAGAGAGAGAGAGAGAGAGAGAGAGAGAGAGAGAGAGAGAGAGAGAGAGAGAGAGAGAGAGAACGAACAAGCACACUGAAAAGGAGGAGCAGAGGGGAGAGAGAGAAAAGGAGACGUGUGUGUGACAGACAGAGGAAGAGAGAGAAAGAGAGAGAGAGAGCUACAUCAGUGCUGAGCCAAUCCAUGUGGUGACACAGCCACACACACACACGCCGCGCACACUCACAGUCACACCAAGAAGGGGAGUCACAGAGAGAGAGAGAGAGCGCUCGAGAUUCUUUCACACACACACACACACACACUCCACACUCCACACACAGAGACAGCGCAAGCAAGAGAGAGAUAGCAAGACUCUUACACACAUACACAAACACAUACUCCACACACACACAUACACACGCACACACCCCCUCCAUACACACACACACACACAUAGUGUACACGCACGCAUGCUCGAGCGUGCACACAGACUCGCAUGGACACGCUGACAGCGGCGGUACACAGAGCAGCGGAGCAGAAGUUGUGAUAGCGCGAGGAGAGGAGAGACAUGGAGAGCAGCAUGUAUCUGGGUAAUGCAUGCCAGGGCCCCCUGCUGCCCACCCUGAUGCGGCCCCCUCUGCCCGGCCUGCAGCCUGCUGCCCUGGGCAUCAAGCAGUUCCUGCCCUUCCCCCUGGAGCCCGCCUCCGGGGUCAGCCUCUUCCCCGGCUUCAGCACGAUGGAUCCAGUCCAGAAGGCGGUGCUGCAUCAUACGUUUGGGGUGCCCCCCUCCCCCAAGAGGAAGUACAUCUCCUGUGGCGUCUGCCAGCUGCGAUUCAACUCACAGAGCCAAGCGCUGGCCCAUUUCAAAGGGACCAAACACGCCAAGAAGCUGAAAGCCCUGGAUGCCCCCAAAUGCAAGCCCAAGAGCUUGCCAGUCUCCAGGGAAACCAGCGCCAAAGAGACCCCCAAAAGCUUCUCUUCAGCUGCAGCAUGCCUCAGCGCUGACAGGAAAGACGGCGGCAGUGGUCUGGCUGUGUUGUCUGUUCCACUACCACUGCCACUGCCACUACCACUCCCACCACCCCCACCACAGACACCACUAUCACCCAGUCCCACACCACUCUCCUCCUCCUCCUCCUCCACCUCCGCCAUGCCUUUGCCCUGCCUGCCUGUCUCCGGCAGUGCGAGCGGAGGCGGUACCAGGAUGGAUGCUGCCAGUCCGUCGUCAGGAUCAGGAGACGGGGAUGGGCCGGGGACGGGGACCGUGAUGGCAGCAGCUGUCCUUCUCGCCACCCCUAGAGGGGUUACCGCUGGAGGGGACGCAGCAGAGGAAUCGAUGGUGCUUGGAGGAGGAGGAGGAGGUGGUGGUGGUGAGCUGGGAGAGGGGGAUGUGGUGGAGGGAGGAGGAGGAGGAGCAGAAGAGGGGGAGAAGGAGGGAGAGGAGCCUGUGGAGACGGAGGAGGAGAAGGCGCGGAGGCUGCUGUACUGCUCCCUCUGCAAGGUGGCCGUCAACUCCCCCUCACAGCUCGAGGCACACAACAGCGGCACAAAACACAAGACCAUGCUGGAGGCACGGACCGGCACAGGCUCCAUCAAGUCUUUCCCCCGUGCUGGCGUCAAGAGCAAGCUACCAGUAGCGCCCACCGUGGCCACCACCGGCCUGCAGAACAAAACGUUCCACUGUGAGACCUGCGAUGUGCACGUCAAUUCGGAGACACAGCUGAAACAGCACAUCAGCAGCCGACGCCACAAAGACAGAGCCGCGGGGAAACCGGCCAAGCCUAAAUAUAGCCCUUACACCAAACCCCAGAGAGGACAAACUAAACAACCGGACUUUUUAAAUCUCUCUCUGCAGGGAAAACUGUCGCUGGACAAGGAGCUGUGCCAGGCUCUGCAGACCAGGAUGAUGGCACCCUCUCACCUGGCAGCCGUGGCUGCAGCUGCAGCCGCCAUCAACUCCACCCUGCACCCCACCCUCCACCGCUCCACUCCCGCCCCGUCCCUCUUUCAGACUCAGUCUCUCCCAGCUGCACUCCUCCGUCCCGCUCCAGGGCCCGUCAGGACAACCCACACACCUGUGCUGUUUGCCCCCUACUGACCGACCUCUCAACUCUGAACUCUUCACCUCUGACCUUUUGACCUGCCGGCCUGGCCUGCUGCUUCGCGAGGAGGUGCAGGUUUAGCUGGUGGACCUCCCAAAGGCACUCUACUCGGACCUUUGCCAAACAUCCACGUUUACCCUCUCAACCCCUUUUCCAGAGUUCCUCUCCUCCGGAGUGUUUUUUUUUCCAAAAACAUAGCCACAAGUUAGCAACUCCGUUGGUUGGUAAUGAUGGGUGAUUGCAUUUACAACCAACAAAGCACUGCAGCUGUUGUACUUCUGCCUGUUUUCCACUGCUGGUUUUCUGGUAGGCCUACAGCUCGACUCGUCCUCCACAUUUUGCUUUACGUUUAAGCUGUGCCAUGCCUAUUCGAAAAGCAAAAAGUGGCGGCCGAGUCGAGCUGUGUCGAGCUGUAGGUCUACCAGAAAACCGGCAGUGGAAAAGAGCCAUUAGCGACUAGUGUUUUGGGAAACCCACUCCAGACCAGGAAUUUUGUUUGUUUGAUAUCACUCUGCAAUAAUUAAGAAAAAAGACAAACCAAGGUAACUAUGCAGUGUUGUUUCAGACUUGAAGCUGUACAUGACUAAAGAAUAUACUGAUGCUUUUGUUUUUAUUUUUGUUUGUUUUUGUUUUUUUGAGAGAAAAAAACUCGGUAACACUUUACUUAAAGGGACACUGUGCAGACAAUGGUCAAAAAAGGUACUGCAACUAUGUUGCUUAUUGAAAUUGGGCUG